UUCAACACGUGUAAAGCAGCGACGUACUAGUGCAACAUCCGAAGCAUUUCACCAGAAUAUCGAGAAACCCUCGCCAAAUGAAAUGACUGAGCAUCACGUAAGAGAGUAUGUGAAGAGGGUAGCAUCCAUCGACAUUGAAAACUACCCGGAAUGGGACCUAACGAAGCCACUACCGAAGCUGCCUGUACCGGACCUUAUGGGUACCAUGAAUACCUACCUGACCAUAAUGAGUAGCGUCGUCUCGCCGAAUGAGUUUAGGCGCACAGAAAUAAUGGUAGAGGACUUUUGGAAGGAUAAUGGCUCUGGUCAAAUGCUCCAGCAGAAGCUGAAACAAUACGCGGAGACGAAAGAAAACUGGGCCUAUUCGUGGUGGAUGGACGAUAUGUACAUGAAGGCCCGCCUACCCCUGCCCAUCAACUCCAGCCCAGGGAUGGUCUUCCCAAGGCAGUUCUUUGAGAACCGCAAGCAACAACUCCGGUAUGCAGCUCGUCUGAUCUCCGGAAUCUUGGACUACAAGACCAUCAUUGAUGCAAAAGCGCUUCCGGUGGACCGGUGUCGCCACAAACAGAAGGGACAGCCCCUGUGCAUGGCCCAGUACUACCGGUUAUUUAACUCCUACCGGGUGCCUGGUUACCUAAAGGACAAACUCGUGACCAAGGAGACGAGCAGAAAUGACGCAGAUUCACACCACAUCAUUGUGGCUUGCAAAAAUCAGUUUUUCGUCCUUGACCUUCUUUUGAACUACCAGCGACUCAGCGAGGACGACGUGUUCACGCAGUUAGAGCGCAUAUGCGACAUGGCCGAUGAAGGCGCCGAAACAUGCCAGCCGGUCGGUGUUCUAACAACUUCCGACAGAUCUACGUGGGCAGGAGCGAGAGCAGAAAUGAUGACAGACAUGACAAACAGGGAGUCCCUGAGCGCACUGGAAACGUGCAUGUUCGUGCUGUGCCUCGACAAGAGCAUUCCAAUCUCAUUCAACCACCAGCGCAGUGUGGACGAGACGAGCAUGAACCUCCGCGACGACGUCUCCCUCAGCACGCAGAUGCUGCACGGCCAGGGCAGCAAGAUCAAUAGCUGUAACAGGUGGUUCGACAAAACUAUGCAGUUUAUCAUAUCACGUGACGGUGCAUGUGGCCUAAACUACGAGCACUCACCGGCAGAGGGCAUCGCAAUUGUGCAGCUGAUAGAGCACCUGCUCACAUACAUGCAAGAGGUUCACGAGAAGAAACUGCGUCGAAUGCAGUCUCUAUGUGAGCUGCCUCGCCCUGUACAGCUGGAGUGGAACCUCUCUUCUAACGUAGAAAAUGUCAUAGCCGCUGCAACGGAUUCUAUUGACAGGUGCAUCCAUGACCUCGACCUUUACGUGUUGCGUUUCGAUCACUUCGGGAGGGAAUUUCCAAAGCAAUACAACAUGAGUCCGGAUGCGUUCAUCCAGCUCGCACUGCAGCUAACCUACUUCAAAAUCCACGGCCGGUUGGUGUCAACGUAUGAGAGCGCCUCCACUCGUCGCUUUCGGUUGGGCCGUGUUGACAACAUACGGGCAAACUCGCCGGCCGCCCUCGAGUGGGUUCAGGCCAUGGUCGCCAAGAACGAGGCCUCGUACGAAACUAAGAUGGCGCUGCUACGGAGGGCCAUGGAAUGGCAGACGCAGAUCAUGACCAAGACGAUACUCGGCCACGGUAUGGACUGCCACAUGCUGGGACUCCGAGAAAUGGCGGUCGAGUUGGCACUUCCGAUACCAGACAUCUUCACAGACGACACCUACCGGAAAUCAAACCAGUUCACUCUGUCCACCAGCCAGGUUAACACCACGAUGGAUACGUUCAUGUGCUACGGACCGGUUGUUCCGGACGGGUACGGUGUAUGUUACAACCCGCGCCCGGAUGACAUUAUCGUUGUCAUCUCGGCGUUCAAGUCGCAUGCGGAGACCCAGUCGGACCAUUUCGCGUACACGCUAGAGGGAAGUCUUCUGCAGAUGAGCGAACUGUGCACCAAAAUCAAAAGUGACUGUGACAAUAUUGCGGACAAAAUCAGGAACGUCUCCUUGACCAACGGCUCGGUGGAAAAUACGGGGUUGUCUCCUACAUUAAAUGGAAAAGCUGUUUGGGGACAAACAGACCUCGUCACGGUAUCUAAUGGACGCUACAAGAAAGAUCUCGAAUAGUGACUGUAGGUUGAGAUAUAAAGGCUAAACCUAUAUAUCGUUCAUAUAAGACACAUUCAUAUAAUUUAAUCAUUGUUAACAGAAGAUAAUAGUGUCUUGUUAUUUAAGCAUUUAAGGAAUAGGGUAUUGAUCUAUCAACUACCAUACCUACUGAAGAAUCUUGACGUAUUUUCGGAAACAGCGAGUACAGUGUUCCAACUCCUCCGAUACGAAGUCACUGCAAAUUAAUUCAUUUGAACACACCACACCUUUUCGUGUAUUCAAUUCACGUUGCAGAGUCGGCAUAAAACUCUUUCCGUCUUUAUUUUGUGACUUUCGCGAUCGUGAGCAACUAGUUUACAUGAUUUGGGGGACGAUUAACUUUAACUUGUUUAGAUUUCACAUGUUCGUAUUAAGUACAAAGUGGAUCGCAUGGGUGCUAUUAUUUUCAUUCGCGAUAAAUCCCAAUAACGUUUGCGUAUUAUCAAAAUCUACUCUUUAACUGAAAGUGGUAAAAUGUGUAACUGAGUUUUACUAUCCAAGAUAUGCUUUAUAAAGUUGUGUCUUAAAUUAACACUAUGUGUUCGAUACAAGAAAUGCAUUGGGAAAAUCGUUUAAUUGUAUUUUGGAAAUUAAUCUUAUUAUGUAUUGCAACGUAAAUCAAGGAUGUAAUUUUUAUUCCGUCAGCAUUGCUGGAGUUAUAUGGUGUAUAGUUGUAUCUUUAUACAUGCACUGUAAAAGUAGGUCUGUACGAUAGUUUUAUACAAUCGAUAAUAGCAGUUGUAACGCAUCUGGAAUUUUCUAUACAACCAAUGAUAUUUAGUACCCCAUAAUAUAUAUAAGAAAACAUUGACCAUGUUUGGUGUAUGUGUUAAUAUGUCAAUUUAAAUAUUAUACAAUGAUUUAAGUUGGUCAAUAAUCCGAAUGCUUUAUAGGCAUUUAUAUAUAUUCUGACCAAUUGAUAUACAUGUAUUGUUUCACCCUCAUCUUACAAUCUUAACUACCGCAUAUUAGAACUCGUUUUUUACUCAUACCGUAACAUAGUACACGUAGACAUCACCUGUACCUGUGUAUGGCUAGAAACAUAGUACACGUAGACAUCAUCUGUACCUGUGUAUGGCUAGUAACAAAGUACACGGAGACAUCACCUGUACCUGUGUAUGGCUAGUCAGUAGUAACGAACAUGGAAAAAAUACGUCAUAGCGUAAUAAAUCACGUGCAUAAUAUGACGAAGAAUUUUUAUGUCUUGUUGGGUUCGGUUUUUUUUCGUCUGUAUUCAAAACAUUAUUCACGGUUUUGUAAGAAAUAUUCGAAUAAAUGUUUAAAUUGGAUCAUAUAACAAAAGCCUCUAUACUGUUGGUUGUGCAUUAUGUAAAACCAGGAUUAAGUUUAUAUUAUUAGUAUUCAUGGUUGUCUGUUGAUUGUUAGACUAAAAGUGUGAGUAUUUAUGGCUGUGUGUUGAUUGUUGAGUCAUAGUAUGUGUUAAUGUUGUUAGUAUUUUCGUUUUCAUAAACAUUUAAACUGCA
Molecule: messenger RNA, 3669 nt
Organism: Dreissena polymorpha
Lineage: Eukaryota; Metazoa; Mollusca; Bivalvia; Myida; Dreissenidae
Product: choline O-acetyltransferase-like
Exons: 15
Coding region: 83-2164 (693 amino acids)
Biological process (GO): acetylcholine biosynthetic process; neuromuscular synaptic transmission
Cellular component (GO): neuron projection; cytoplasm
Molecular function (GO): choline O-acetyltransferase activity
Source: RefSeq, a predicted model, not a curated record